Toxoplasma gondii ME49 is the source of this 4112-nucleotide messenger RNA. RefSeq lists its product as hypothetical. The record is from RefSeq and is a predicted model, not a curated record. The transcript has 10 exons. NCBI's taxonomy places the organism in Eukaryota, Apicomplexa, Conoidasida, Eucoccidiorida, Sarcocystidae. Gene Ontology annotation, cellular component: membrane. The coding region runs from base 1969 to 2835 and encodes 288 amino acids.
CGGUUUCAUCGUGCCUAGAGCUAGGCGGCACGAGUUCCAGCGUCCACUGUCAUUCGGCACGUCCUCGAAAUGCGUCUCUUUUUCCCGGCGUUAUCACAUUUCCGGAACACGUUUGCAUAGGGUCGCAUGUGCCAGGCGACUCGACUGGCGGGUGUUCGUAUCCGAAUUGAGAAGUGUUUUAUGCUUGAGAUCCUUGGGUUUCUUGCAGCGCGGAUCUCCUCGUUUUUCCGUUUGUAUUACUCACGUGCUGGGAGUAUGGCUUCAAACUAUUCUGGCGGAAGUGCGCCAUACCGCGAAAAGAGAGAAACGAACAGGCGCGCUGUCGUGUCGUCACCCCCUGAGAGGUGAGACACCAGGACGUCGAGGACUGAGAAUCUCUCAGGACAAGGCGGUCUGUCUUGUCAUUUUCAACCCCCGCUUCCUUGCAAACAGUUGAGGCCGCUCCCUAUCUCCAAACCGCGGGAUCCAGCGUUUUUGUUCACUGUCUUUCAACGUCUUUGGAAAAAAACGAUAAUUAUGCCACAGAGUGUAAGGGCCGCAAUCUCUAGUCGCGCCAGAGGUCGGUGGUGACGCUGGACGAGAGCGGGCCCGCUUUUCUUCGCUGCUUUUUGCAGAUGAAGUUGACAGCAAUUGUCACUGCUUUCCGACUUGCUUCUCUCCGGUGCCAUCUGUGUGUCUUCUUUUUGUUCACCGGGUAACAACCGUAACGGACAAAGACUCAAUUCUUGAAAGCGCGAUGUCUCCUCUGGGACCGCUCUUAACUCUUGGCCGCGAAGAGGAGAGUCAAGUACUGACGAACUACAAAGGAAGGCUGCAGCUCCUCGGCGUCUGUGGCUCCCUUUAGACGCAUGUCUUGCCACUCUACAUCUCUACUCCCGCGUCUCUUCCAGUCGGCUACGGAGAUCUUUCGUCUGUUUAUUGUUCUCCUGUCUCGUCCUUCCUUGUCGCCGUGACAGUCAGGAGACGGCUCUUUCUUGUUCUGGCCUCACUCUUUGGCUCCGAGACUGACCCUGGUCUGGUCGCCUCGUCUCUGAUUUGCUAAACCCUAAACGUGGGUCACCUUGAAAAUCCCGUUGUCUCGUCCACAGCGAUUUUCUGCUCAGAGUCUGUAUUUUCUGUAGCACCCACACGGCCAAGAGGAUCCGCAAGGAGGCAGACUAGGAGGCUCACAGACACAACUUUUGACUUCGGCGUCCAGCUCUUCUCUGCCACACCCUCUGUCGCGUGCUCCGCCCCCUCCGAUGUUUUCUCUGACGAGGAAGACAGCGUAUUUCUCUUGUUUUCAAGUUAUCUUCACAUCUUCAUGAGUGUCUCAGUUUUCCUGACGCUCUUCUCACCUGAUUUGUCUCUUUGCUUUCACAGUACCAGUGUCGUCUCUGCCUUUUUCGCCGCCUUUCUUCCCUGGCUCGUGUGUUUUCCUACGCAAGUCGUCUGCAAGCUCUAUCAACCCUGAACACCACGCCCUGAAGGAAAUACGCCGAAGCUCAAAUUGGGGUUUGAUCCCGUCCGCAGGACGCGGAGUCGCCUCCGAGUUUUCAUCGCAACAACUGUGUAUGGUGGCGCCACUUGUUUUCCCAGAAUUCGCGGAGAACCCAGGCGGAGCACGUCGCUUUUCUGUGCGUGCACGACAGAAACCGUACCCAAGCGCUGCGGCGGCGGCUUCGCUUGACGCACUUGCUCUUGCCGGGGUGGUUCGUCUCGGGUCGAUUGCCGCGAGAUGCAGGUGCACACUCUCCACCUGCUAGCCGGAGCGGCGAACCAAUUUUUUGUCGCCUUAGUUUUCCUCGUGUUUGUCGGGCGCUCUGCAAGUGCAAGUCUGCAGCGGACGCGGUGUGGCACCCCGGUCUAAAGUGAACGGUCCUCCAAACGCAUAUUGAAGUCUUGUUGUCGCGUUUUUCGCGCCUCCUGCUUUCUGGACGAAUAUCAUCCACUUCUUGGAACUCUCUAGACUUCCACAUUUUCUCUCCAAUGAUCCUCGACGCCCAACCUUUGGACGAAGGCGCCGCGAUCCCGUCCCUAGUGGGGGGCGGCGACAACGCCGGUGUUGUCCCUGUCAAGUUGGCCGGAAAACUCGAGGAACUGACUCACGUGCCCCAGUGUGAGUUGCUCGGUGAAUUCGGUGGCUUCGGCUGGUGGCUUCAGGGUGUCCUCGCUGUUCUCUCUUUCUCGUCGCUCCUCAUCAAGCGCUGGAAGGAAAAGCCUCGAAGGCCUAUAAAGGUCUUUUGCUUCGACACUCUCAAGCAGAUCACGGGUUCUGGAGUUCUACACAUUCUCAACUUGAUAUUUGCGUCCCUCUUAUCAUCUGUCUCAACCGAGGACUCAGACCCCUGCGAGUGGUACUGGCUGAACAUCAUGGUCGAUACAACGCUGGGUGUCUACGUCCUGCAUCUCCUAGUCGAGUGGACGAGCAACUGCUGGAAGUUGAGUGGAAGCAAUGCCUUCGGCUACUACGGAAAUCCGCCUGCGUGGCGCGCGUGUCUCUGGCAAGUUCUCGUCUGGCAGAUCAUUGUCUCGACCAUGAAGCUGCUCAUGGUCCUUGUCAUGGUCGUCGGCCAAAGACCCCUCACUUGGAUCGCGGCGGCGCUUCUGAAUUCUCUGGACGACCAACCUCGUACUAAGCUGGUGGUGGUUAUGGUGUUGACGCCUCUUACCAUGAACACUUUUCAGUACUGGAUUACUGACAACAUCAUCAAGAGGAAGCCGAGAGCAAGCUACGAGCACCGAAUUUCUGAAUGGCCACAAGGACGAGAGACAUACCAUCCGGUAGAAGCUGUCGGUCGCGAUGAGAGGAUAUCUUCGACCUCUCAGGACAUCUGCCUAGAAGACAAAGCAUGAUUUGAGGCACACGCACGACUCUCCUCCUAUGGGACUGCAUAAUCGUGCUUGUUAACAAUAAUCAUACACAAUAUAUAGAUGUAUACACGCGUUGUUAGUGAGCAUCGAGUUUCUGUGUCCGCGAGCCUCGAACUCCUGGGUGAAAGAAGGGUCUCAAUAUGGGCAGGCACUGAUGCACGACUCAUCAAAAGGGAGAGACACAGGAGAUAAGAAACCGGGGAUCGUCACGGCAUACAACAAACGUAUCUUCAAGUAGGAAGAAAGAGGUUCGUGUCUUUCGUAACGGAUGCAGUGUAUGCCACGGUGUAACGACCGAUAACCUGAGGGAAUAAACAGGAAACCGCGUAUGCUGCAAAAGUGUUUAGGUUUCAGUUUUUAUGUUGACGUGCAUCUCUUUUUUUCGUAGCCAUCUGGUAUGAUGAGAAGGUACCGCUGCUCCCGUGUGAGGCGAGGUGUGUGAGAAAGGGAAUUCCCCUGAAGGCCGCUCUGUGUGUUCCGGUAGGCAGCGCACAUCCAAACGACAAAUGGUCGUUCUAUCCUGACUUCCACAACAAUAGUGGCUGGGUAGGGGCGAAUGUGGUCGUCUUACACCGUCGGCAUUCGUACAAGGCCGUCUUCUGUGUGGAGCACUUAAUGGUCACAGCCUUUUUUCCCGCUGCCUCGAGAAGACGAACGAGCAGGGAAAUCAACUUUAGCGGAAAGCACAGAGAAGAAAACCUAGAGCAAACUGGCGGUGAGUACGGCCUAUUACGAGUGAGCCACACAGUGCGCAAAUUAUAGAGUGAGACGUCACAGCGUUGCGAACAGACGUGAAGCGAAAGACGGUCGAAACCUAACAAAGGUCCGACAACCUUUCGCAGUCAGACAGAAAGUGAGGGCAGGACUCAAAAACUGCGUCAGCAAAGCAGGAAAAAAGCAACAUGUGAUGGUGCUUGCUCAGUGUACUCCAUUGACAGUGCUGACAUCUACGCCUACCCAACGGCUCAUUUGUAAAAGAUUAAAUAUCUUGUUUCCGACAAUUGCUUGCGCGCAGACCGAAUGGCGGGAAUCAAAGAAAACAAAUGACCACCGGAAAUAGAUAGGCUGUGCUACGUAUACAUUUGAAUGGGAACAUGUGUAUGUAUAUGCACUGUUUAUACCUAGGCACUUGCGCGAACGCUACAUAUGGGCGCGUGUAUUCAUGUUUUUGCGGCCGAGUUUUGUUAACUUCUUUGCGGAUUGAGAACGAGCUCAUAGAGCUCUUUCUUGUAAAAACACUUCCUGAAAGCAUGUCCUGC